CUGUCCCGCCCUAUAAAUACCCAUGCUUUCUUCUGCUCCUACACCACGCACCCAAGCAAGCCAAGCGACGACCAGCAGCAAGCAGCCAAGGAAGCUAGCUAGCUAGCUGACCGACCAGCUGUGAUCGCAAGCAGGGCCGACCCCGACCGGCAGCGUAUAUACAUGACACUGUCCAUGACGGCCCCCGCGAUGGCAGCAGCGCCGCCGGCCUGCUCCCCCAUGGCGGCCAGGCUGACGAUGCCGCCGCUGCCGGACGCCGCGGCGCCGCUGUCGGUCGUGGGCUGCAGGCGCGUGGCGGCCAAGCACAAGGCCGUCGUGGUGCUGGGCGCCACGGGCACCGGCAAGUCCCGCCUGGCGAUCGACCUCGCGCUGCGCUUCGGCGGCGAGGUCAUCAACUCCGACAAGAUCCAGGCGUACGCCGGCCUGGACGUGGCCACCAACAAGGUGGGGCCCGCCGAGCGCGCGGCGGUGCCGCACCACCUGCUGGGCGUCGUGCACCCGGACGCCGAGUUCACGGCGGCGGACUUCCGGCGCGAGGCCGCGGGCGCCGCGGCCCGCGUCGCGUCGCGGGGCCGCGUGCCCAUCAUCGCGGGCGGCUCCAACUCGUACGUGGAGGAGCUCGUCGAGGGGGACCGCCGCGCGUUCCGGGAGAGGUACGACUGCUGCUUCCUGUGGGUGGACGCGCGGCUCCCCGUGCUGCACGGCUUCGUGGCCCGCCGCGUGGACGAGAUGUGCCGGCGCGGGCUCGUGGACGAGGUGGCGGCCGCGUUCGACCCGCGCCGCACCGACUACUCGAGGGGCAUCUGGCGCGCCAUCGGCGUGCCGGAGAUGGACGCCUACCUCCGCGCGGGCGGCCACGGCGACGGCGACGGCGACGAGCAGGAGCAGCGCGCGCGCAUGCUCGCCGCGGCGCUCGACGAGAUCAAGGUCAACACGUCCCGGCUCGCCCUGCGUCAGCGCGGCAAGAUCCAGCGGCUGGCACGCAUGUGGCGCGUCCGCCGCGUCGACGCCACGGAGGUGUUCCUGAAGCGCGGCCACGCCGCCGACGAGGCCUGGCAGCGGCUGGUCGCCGCGCCGUGCAUUGACGCCGUCAGGUCCUUCCUGCUGGAGGAGCAAGAGUACAGCAGCAGCAUGGUCACCGCCUCCAUGUUUGCCUCCACGGCGGCCGCGGCUGUCUAGCCUCCCCCCAGUGGCUCACCAGCUCAGCGAAUGGAAGAAUGAAUGGCCAGCUUGGCUGUGCUGCAUGCUCUGCUGCGGUCAACCGCGCGCUGACCGGCAGAGUGGCGCUGAUGAUAUAGUUGACCCUGUCACAAGAGCAGGGAAAGUAAUUAUUUUGUCCCCAUUUUCUCUGUAUUUUUGUACGAGAUGAUGCGAUCGAGCGCGAGAGCGAGUUUUGAGUACCC
Molecule: messenger RNA, 1403 nt
Organism: Zea mays
Lineage: Eukaryota; Viridiplantae; Streptophyta; Magnoliopsida; Poales; Poaceae
Product: adenylate isopentenyltransferase 5, chloroplastic
Exons: 1
Coding region: 163-1179 (338 amino acids)
Biological process (GO): cytokinin biosynthetic process; tRNA modification
Cellular component (GO): mitochondrion
Molecular function (GO): tRNA dimethylallyltransferase activity
Source: RefSeq, a predicted model, not a curated record